CGACCAACCCACGCUGCUCCCGUGCGCCUGCGUACUAAGGAGAGCGAGCGAGAGAACGAGCGAGAGGGAGGCCGUUGGCGCCUUUUGUCACAGUUGUCUUCGCUUGAGGGAGGAAGCGCUUGGAGGAGCCUCGGGGCCCACGAUAUUAAUAAAGCAGCGGAAAGAAGAAAUAUGAAUAAAGCUUCCUCAAGGUCCAGCCCGUCUCGAAGAGAUCCCUUGCCCUACGGAGAGAAGGAUGCAAGGCGCGACCGUUCUCCGAACCAGGGCAGUCCACGGAGAGAUGCAAGAGAUGGCAGGAAUGGCCGUGAUUCCAGGGAUGGCAGGGACCUUCGGAUGCGAGACGCUCGUGGGCCCAGAGACCACCGGGACCCCAGGGAGUUCCGAGACCCCAGAGACCUGAGGGACCCCCGGGACCCAGUCUAUGACCGCUACAGGGAUGCGCGGGAGCCUCCCUACAGGCGGGAGGAAGGGUACGACCGCUAUACGCGUCCCGAUGACUACUACCGAAGGAAGGAGGAGCCCUACUAUGACCGUUACCGUGAGCACUUGGACAGGCCCCCCAUGAGCACUGAAGAGCGUAUGAAGCGUGAGGAGAGGCGGCGGGAAGAGCUCUACCGCCAGUUCUUUGAGGACAUCAAGAGGCGCAUUGAUGCAGAGCGGCCUGUGGAUUGUUCAGUGAUCGUGGUCAACAAGCAGACCAAGGACUACGCAGAGUCGGUGGGGCGGAAGGUCCGUGACCUGGGCAUGAUGGUGGACCUCAUCUUCCUCAACUCGGAGAUGUCUUUACAGCAAGCCCUGGACGACGUCAGCCAGGGGGGCUCGGCUUUUGCAAUUGUCAUCACCCCCCAGCACCAGGUUCACCACUCCUGCACAGUCAACAUCAUGUUUGGCACCCCGCAAGAACACCGAAACAUGCCACAGGCUGAUGCCAUGGUGCUGGUAGCAAAAAACUAUGAGCGCUACAAGGUAGAGGUGCGGGAGAAGGAGCGCGAGGAAAUCGCCAGGCAGGCUGCCAAGAUGGCCGACGAAACCAUUCUGCAGGAGAGAGAGCGCCCCCCGCCGGCCGAAGAAGGCUCCCGCAUGGGCCACCCUCCUGGCAUCCAGUCCCUCCUGAACUUGCUGGCAGACAACCGCUACUUGACCGCGGAAGAGACAGAUAAGAUCAUCAACUACCUGAGAGAGCGCAAGGAGCGGCAGCUGCGGGCCAGUGGAGAUGCCCUUCCAGCUGCGCUUCCCAGGCAGGCUGUGGGCACUCCGUCUGGGUCCUCUUUGGCCAGUAUGCCCAGCUCCCAGACCCAUCAGAGCACCCAGCCUUUGCCUCCGUCCGGCUCGGCCCCUGUGGCUUCCAACCCCCAGCAGGACCUGCAGGCCAAGAUCCUCAGCCUCUUCAACAGUGGGGCGGCUGCGGCAGCGGUAGCAGCCGUUGCCAACAACAGCGCAACUGUGGGGAGCUCUCAAAACACCGGGUUUGCUACAGGGACCAGUUCCCAGAACCGUCCCACGCAGCUCACUGGGGCCGGGUUACCCCAGUCCCAGCAGCGGGCCCCACAGCAGCAGGCCCCGCAGUUCCCAAACCACCCAGGCGCCGUUCGGAGCGCUGGCCCUAGAGCCCCAGCUCCACAGCCGUCCCAGCCAAUGUACCAGAACCGGGCCCCUGCCCCAAGCAGUGCAACUGCCGCCAGACCGGCCACUUCUUCCGGGAUCAACUUCGACAACCCAAGUGUCCAGAAGGCCCUUGACACGCUGAUCCAGAGCGGCCCGGCUCUCUCACACCUGGUCAACCAGACGGUCAGCCAGUCCCGGGCAGUUCCGCCUGCCCAGCAGUCCUUGGGCUCUUACCAGAGGCAUUACUGAUGCCCACUGCCCCUCUCCUUUUCCUCUUCUUCCUUUUCCUCUGUUUCUUCCUCCUCCUCCAUCACCACCACCACCAGGAUUGUGCAUGCCCUUUCCCUGCCCUCCCUUUGCCCGGCUGGGUCCUGGAGGGAUCUCUUUCCCUCUGUUUGGAGAAGCCUCUUCUCCACCAGUCCUUCUCUCCAGGCAAUGCUCCAUCCGCCUGAGUGCGGACUCUGGGGCGCAUGAGGGGCUCUUGCAAACCAGCCAGGAGGUCUGUGGGCCUCCUUGCUGUGGGUUGAAAUCUGUGGGCCUGGGCUGCUUCUCGGGAAAGCUACCUGCCGGCCUCUGGAAAGGUUUAGUGGUGGUUCUGUCUUGCCCUGGGCCUCUCGGCUCCUUCGGCAACGGCUGACCCUUGGUCUCACGUUGAACAAACUUAGAAAGACGUUUAUGUUAUGGGGUGUCCAUCCUGCCUUCCUUUGCAAAAGGGGUGGCCUGCUGAAAGGCUCUUUCUUGUGAGUUCAGUUGCUUAUCCUCAUUCCUCCAGCCGUAGAUGUUUUGUUCCUGAAUGGUUUUGUCAUGUAGAUAAACCUCUGUACUGUUAUAAAGAGGACAAUAAGUUUUAAAAUAAAUAUAAAUAUCCACACACAC
Molecule: messenger RNA, 2481 nt
Organism: Sceloporus undulatus (fence lizard)
Lineage: Eukaryota; Metazoa; Chordata; Lepidosauria; Squamata; Phrynosomatidae
Gene: NCOA5
Product: nuclear receptor coactivator 5
Exons: 8
Coding region: 172-1854 (560 amino acids)
Biological process (GO): regulation of signal transduction
Cellular component (GO): nucleoplasm
Source: RefSeq, a predicted model, not a curated record